Beta vulgaris subsp. vulgaris (sugar beet) is the source of this 3672-nucleotide messenger RNA. RefSeq names its product exocyst complex component SEC5A. Lineage: Eukaryota; Viridiplantae; Streptophyta; Magnoliopsida; Caryophyllales; Amaranthaceae. Gene Ontology annotation, cellular component: exocyst. Bases 218 to 3496 code for a protein of 1092 amino acids. The transcript is spliced from 21 exons. The record is from RefSeq and is a predicted model, not a curated record. Gene Ontology annotation, biological process: exocytosis; Golgi to plasma membrane transport.
CAAAUACCAAUCCUCAUUUUCUCUCACCUCCAUUUUUUUUUAACUUCCCCAUCAUUUGUCAUUUCCCCUCGUUCUCCUCCAUUUUUCACAUUAAAAGUCAUCAAAAACACCAUCAUCAUCACAUACCUCUGCACCAGAUCUACCCAAUUCCACGACUAAUCAUCACUCCAUUAGCGCUACGAGCUAGAACAAAAAGAACCGUAAGCAGCACAAAACAAUGUCGAGCGACAGCGAAGAUCUCGACGAAGAUGAGCUUCUUCAGAUGGCAUUGAAGGAACAAGCUCAAAGAGAUGUCAAUUACCAAAAGCCUCCGUCAAAAUCAUCGAAACCAGUCGCCAAUUACGUCCAGCCACCGGCGAACAAAGCUCCGGCGUCGGCGACCAAAACCUCUAACCCUAGACAACGAAAUCAUACCAAGUCUAUGGAUGAAGAUGAUGAUUCCGAGGUUGAGAUGUUGAGUAUUUCUUCCGGCGAUGAGGAAUCGUCGAAAGCGUCAACUUAUAGUGGCGCCAAAGGCCGGAGUAGAGCUGCUAGAGCGUCGAAAGAUGAUGCCGAUGUUCAGUGGGCUGGUGGCGAGCCUGAUUGCUGGAAGCGUGUCGAUGAGUCUGAGCUUGCUCGUAGAGUUCGAGAGAUGCGUGAGGCUAGAGCAGUACCAGUACCAGUACCAGUACCAGUGGUGCCAAAGUUUGAGAAUAAACCUUCAGCAUUGGGUAAAAAGGGGCUGGCUAAUUUACAAUCGUUUCCACGAGGCAUGGAGUGUAUUGAUCCACUAGGAUUGGGGAUAAUAGACAACAGAACACUGAAGUUAAUAACAGAUACGUCAGACAGCUCUCCGUCAAAUGAAAGAGAUAACAUCAACAAUGAUCUACGAGAAAAGUUGGCGUAUUUUUCAGAGAAGUUUGAUGCAAAGUUGUUCCUGUCUCGGAUACAUCACGAUACAAGUGCUGCAGAUCUAGAGGCUGGGGCCCAUGCUAUAAAAACCGACCUUAAAGGUCGCACUCAGCAGAGGAAAAAUCUGGUGAAGGAAAAUUUUGAUUGUUUUGUCUCAUGCAAGACAACCAUUGAUGAUAUUGAAUCGAAGUUGAAACGGAUUGAAGAAGAUCCAGAGGGUGCUGGAACUAUGCACCUGUAUAAUAUGAUUCAGAGAGUGAGUUCACAUGCUAACCGUGCAUUUGAGCCUCUGUUUGAAAGACAGGCUCAAACAGAAAAGAUCAGGUCUGUUCAAGGUAUGCUUCAGAGGUUUCGCACACUUUUCAACUUGCCCAGUACAAUUCGUGCUAGCAUCAGCAAUGGAGAACAUGACUUGGCGGUUAGGGAAUAUAAGAAAGCAAAGUCAAUUGCGCUGCCAUCUCAUGUUGGAAUAUUGAAACGUGUACUUGAGGAGGUCGAAAAAGUGAUGCAUGAGUUUAAGGGAACGCUUUACAAAACUAUGGAAGACCCGCAGAUAGAUUUGACAGAUCUUGAAAACACAGUAAGGCUGCUCUUGGAGCUAGAACCUGAAUCAGAUCCUGUGUGGCAUUAUCUCAACUUACAGAACCAAAGGAUCAGAGGCUUGUUAGAAAAAUGCAUGUAUGACUAUGAGGCAAGGCUUGAAGCAUUGCAGCAUGAGAUACGUGAGCGAGCUCUCUCUGAUGCAAAGUGGAAACAGAUAUUGCAGGGAUCUAGUCAAUCUCCAGACGCGAAUGGGAACCUUGACCUUGCCGGAGACUCCCAGUCAAUGGAAUUGACUGGGGAAGAAGUUGAUGCUUUGAAAAGGAAGUACAUCCAGAAGCUAACAUCUGUUCUCAUUCAUUACUUACCAGCCUUCUGGAAAAUAGCUCUUUCAGUUUUUAGUGGAAAAUUUGCCAAGUCUUCCCAAGUUGCUGCUGAUUCCAAUGUCACUGCCUUCACUGCCUCAAAUAAGAUGGAAGAAGUGAAGUACUCCAGUCAUUCUCUUGAUGAGGUUUCGGGAAUGAUGCGUAGUACAAUUUCUCUCUAUGAGGUCAAGGUGCUCCACACAUUUCGUGAGUUUGAAGAAUCAAAUAUACUUCAUCCAUAUAUGUGUGACUCCAUAAAGGAAGUAUCUAAAGCUUGCCAGGCUUUAGAAGUCAAAGAAUCAGCCCCUGCUAUUAUUGUAAUGGCACUGAGAGCAGUUCAUGCAGAAGUUUCAAAGACUUAUAUAAUGAGGCUUUGUUCAUGGAUGAGAACGACUAUCGAAGAAUUAUCUAGAGAUGAAACCUGGGUUGCGGUGUCCAUAAUUGAAAGAAAUAGGUCGCCAUACAGGAUCUCUUACUUGCCUCUUGCAUUCCGGUCGAUUAUAAUUUCAGCGUUAGAUCAAGUCAGCCAGAUGCUUCAGACAUUAAAGAGCGAGGCAGCAAAGACAGAAGAUGUCUUCAUUCCCUUCCAAGAAAUCCAAGAAUCUGUUAGAUUAUCCACUUUGAAUUGCUUCUUGGAUUUUGCUGGGCAUCUUGAACGUAUUGGAACCGAGUUGGCACAGAGCAGAUCAAACAGGGGAAGUCCAUAUCUACCAAAUGGACAUUCUGAUGAAGCCUUGGAAAGGUCUUUGGAUCUUCCUCCAGGAAGCGUUGUUGAUCCACAUCAACAGUUGUUGAUGGUCUUGAGCAAUGUCGGAUAUUGCAAAGAUGAGCUUUGUUAUGAGCUGUACAAUAAAUACAAACACAUCUGGUCAUACUCUCGGGAGAGAGACGAAGAGGACUCUGAUAAAGUUGAUUUGGUAAUGGCUUUCUCUGCUCUAGAAGAGAAGGUCCUGGAACAGUACACUUUUGCCAAGGCAAACUUGAUCAGGACAGCUGCAAUGAGUUACUUAUUAGAUGCGGGAGUUCAGUGGGGUGCCGCUCCUUCAGUCAAAGGUGUACGUGAUGCAGCUGUGGAGCUACUACACACCCUGGUAGCGGUGCAUGCAGAGGUCUUUGCCGGGGCUAAGCCCCUUCUUGAUAAGACACUUGGUGUUCUUGUCGAAGGUUUGAUUGAUACUCUUCUGAGUAUCUUCCAUGAAAAUGAAAGCACAGAACUCAAGUCACUGGAUGCAAAUGGUUUCUGUCAGCUUAUGCUUGAGCUUGAAUAUUUUGAGACUGUACUAAAUCCCUACUUUACAAAUGACGCAAGGGAAUCUUUAAAAUCACUUCAAGGUAUGCUGCUGGAAAAAGCUACAGAAAGUGUUACUGAGGCUGUUGAAAAUCCUGGGCAUCAUCGACGAUCAACUCGAGGGACGGAAGAUGCUCUUGUAGAUGAAAGACAGCAGGGAAUAAGUGUAUCACCAGAUGAUCUCAUAGCACUUGCACAGCAGUGUAGCUCAGAGCUUCUUGAAGCAGAGCUCGAGAGAACACGUAUAAACACAGCAUGUUUUGCGGAAUCUCUUCCACUGGACUCUGUGCCAGAGUCAGCAAAAUCUGCAUAUGCCUCCUUCAGUAAGUCACUGGAUUCUCCAAGCAAGAAUUACAGAGGCGGGCAAGUAGUUAAUCCGCCCCCUAGCUUCACCAAACAGCGACGUAGAUGAGUCAGGUUGUAUCUUGAUUCUUGAACUUGUGUGUAUUCUAUUCCUCAAUCCGUCUCCAUUUUUGGUCAGUUUUGCUCUCAUUGAUUUGUGUAAUUGUUGUAUUUAGCAAAUUUAGUGGAAAGAAUGCAAUGUUAUUUUAACAAUAUAGUGUGCCAAUAAAAUUAUCAAUUUCACCA